Molecule: messenger RNA, 2977 nt
Organism: Clupea harengus (Atlantic herring)
Lineage: Eukaryota; Metazoa; Chordata; Actinopteri; Clupeiformes; Clupeidae
Gene: smarcc1b
Product: SWI/SNF related, matrix associated, actin dependent regulator of chromatin, subfamily c, member 1b
Exons: 27
Coding region: 170-2977 (935 amino acids)
Biological process (GO): cell projection morphogenesis
Cellular component (GO): synapse
Molecular function (GO): protein binding
Source: RefSeq, a predicted model, not a curated record
AUCCUCCUAAAACAGAGGCGCUGUUGUCCUUCAUCGCGAGAGCAUGCCUCCGUGAGUGCGGGAUGACGCAGUGCCCCUGCCGCACGUAGGCGGAGUGUUUGCUUGCUCUCGGCAGUUGGUUGCUCGAGUCAUUCAAGCAACGUAGUUUAAAAAGGUAAGCCAAAUAACAAUGGCGACCCAAUCUGGCGGGCAAGCCGGAGGACUAACCAGUCCGCCGAGCAGCAGCUCAUCCCUCAGCAGGAAAAAGGAUGGCACGCCCUCGGCCAAGUUCUGGGAGAGUACCGACACCGUGGCACAACUGGAGGGGGUUCGAGUGUGGAUCGGGAAACACUACAAAAAGUAUGUGCAGGCGGAUGCUCCCUCUGGAAGAACCCUGGGCUCACUGGUGCUGCAGCUGCUCCAGUUUCAGGAGGAGGCCUUCGGGCGCCACAGCACCAACCCCUCCCUCACUAAACUACCUAUGAAGUGUUUCAUGGACAUGGCGCCAGGCGGCCCUCUCUGUCACAUCCUCGGCACGAUCUACAAGUUCAAGAUGGACCAAGGCUGGCGAAGGUUUGACCUGCAGAACUCCUCCAGGAUGGAGCGGAACCUUGAGAUGUUUGCGGCUGUGGAGAAGGCCCUGGUGCAGAAUGGUUGCCUGGUGUGGCCUGUGGUUUAUCUGUCGGCGGGUCUGGAGCAGCGACUAGCCAGUCGAGUCAGUGACAUCAUCACUCGUCACCAGGGUUCUCUAACAGAAGACAAGGCUCAGGCCACACAUCAUGUCUAUCCUUCACUGACCACACAAGAGGAAGAUGAGUGGCUGAGGCCUGUGAUGAGGAGAGAAAGACACAUGCUGGUGCACUGGGGAGGCUACCCUGACAGUUAUGACAGCUGGCUGUCGGGCAGUGAUGUUGAGGGAGAGGUGGAGGAAGCCCCGAGUGCAGGCCGGCAGUGGAAGGUGCAUGUGAAGUGGGCUUUGGACUUGGAUUCGUUUAACGAGUGGAUGAACGAGGAAGAUUACGAGGUGGACACCAGCGGGAAGAGCUUCUGUCUUCGCCAGCGCAUCUAUACUCGUGAUGAAGAGGAACGAAAGACGAGUGGAAAGAAGAGGCGGAGGUCCCCCUCUCCUCCGCCGUCCGAGCCCAGAAAGAAAGGAUCAAAGAAAGGGAGUUAUAAGCGGCGAGGGCAGCGGGAGGAGGAGCCAGAGGAGGAUCUGACCAAAGACAUGGAGGAUCCCACGCCAGUGCCCAACAUGGAGGAGGUCGUUCUGCCCAAAAUAGUGAACCUGAAGAAGGACAGUGAGAACAUCCCAGUCAAAGGAGGGACCAUGGCCGACCUGGAUGAUCAGGAAGAUGAGUUUCUUUCUGGAGUUAGGGAGGAAGAAGAGGGAAAACUGGAAUUUGGUGCUGGAGAGGAAAGUGCUACUGAACAAACCAACCAUAUCAUCAUUCCCAGCUAUACCAGCUGGUUUGAUUAUAACUGUGUCCAUCAGAUAGAGAGGCGUGCCCUGCCAGAGUUCUUCAAUGGGAAGAACAAGUCCAAGACGCCGGAGAUAUAUCUGGCGUACCGUAACUUCAUGAUUGACACGUAUCGACUAAACCCCCAGGAGUAUCUCACCUCUACGUCCUGCAGACGCAACCUCACUGGAGACGUCUGUGCACUCAUCAGGGUGCAUGCGCUUCUGGAGCAGUGGGGGUUGAUUAAUUACCAGGUGGAGGCAGAGAGUCGUCCCCUCCCCAUGGGCCCUCCCCCCACCCCCCACUUCAACGUCCUCACUGACACACCCUCUGCUCUCGUGCCUCUUCAGCACAGACCACUACAGGUCUCUGCUUCCCAGCACAUGCUCCACUUCCCUGAGAAGAGCAGAGAGAAGCCGUCUGACCUGCAGAACUUUGGACUCAGACCAGACAUCUAUGCCAGAAAACACCCCAAGAGUAAAGGUGCGAGUGCUGGGAGAGAUUGGAUGGAGCAGGAGACACUACUGCUGCUGGAGGCACUGGAGAUGUAUAAGGACGACUGGAAUAAGGUGUCUGAGCACGUGGGCAGCCGCACGCAGGACGAGUGUAUCCUGCACUUCCUGCGUCUGCCCAUAGAGGACCCGUACCUAGAGAACUCUGAGGCCUCAUUGGGCCCCUUGGCCUUCCAGCCCGUGCCCUUCAGCCAAUCAGGGAACCCCGUCAUGAGCACUGUAGCGUUCCUCGCCUCCGUGGUCGACCCCCGGGUUGCUUCUGCCGCUGCCAAAGCAGCACUAGAGGAGUUUUCUCAAGUGCGUGAGGAGAUGCCAGCUGAUCUGGUCGACACAAAGAAAGUCUCAGAACCAGGACGGAGUUUUGGAGUGCAAGUUAAGACAGAUUCUGACAGGAUGGAUACAGAUGCUGAGCAGUCUGAGAGGACGGAGGACAGGUUAGAAGGCGAGCAGUCUUCAGAGUCCGCAGAGGGCGAGCGAGUGAAGAGUGAGGCAACAGAACAGGACGUGGACGAGGAGCUGCGAGGCGAGGAGCGCCCAUCAGAGGAGGGCCAGGAGAUGGGGCUAGUGCCGGUGGAGAGGGAAGACCCUAUGAGGAGGGCGGAGCUAGACCUGGUGGAGGCAAACAUCGCCACGGCAGCAGCUGCUGCUCUCGCCUCUGCUGCCACUAAAGCCAAGCACCUGGCCGCAGUGGAGGAGAGGAAGAUCAAGUCUCUGGUGGCCCUGCUGGUGGAGACGCAGAUGAAGAAGCUGGAGAUCAAACUCAGACACUUCGAGGAGCUGGAGACCAUCAUGGACCGCGAGAAAGAGGCUCUGGAGCAGCAGAGGCAGCAGUUGUUGACUGAGAGGCAGAACUUCCACCAGGAGCAGGUGAAGUACGCAGAGAUGAAGGCCCGACAGCAGCUGGAACCACAGGCUCCCACACACACACCUGCCUACAACCUACAGCAUGGGCGUGUGAUGGCUACAGGUGCGACAGGUCAGAUGAUGGGCCCUCGACAGCCUGGAGCCCCAAAUGGCAUGUGUAAGUGA